CUGAAAAGAGUGAUGCAACGCCUAAGCCUGAAAACAGAACCAGUACUCCUGGAAAGAAAUUUGACAUCAGUAAAUAUGACUCAAUGGAGUUUGAUGAGGAUGAUCCUCUUGCUGGUCUUUUAUCUGAUGAUGAAGAUAAUGGUUCUAAAGCCAAGAAAACAAAGAAGAAACAACCACUCAAAAAGGAACCAGAAACAGAAUCAAAACUACCAGAAAGACCUAAAACUUCACGAAGCAGACAAGAGAGCAUUAAAGAAGAUCCUCCAUUGUCUAUAAAGRCAGGCAACAGAAAAGAUAGUGAAGACAAAGGAGGAAACCCGCCUCCUUCUGUCACAAAAGAUGCAGUCCUCUCACCAAGAGGUCCUCGUUCACCUGCCAAAACAAAAAAUGAGUUAAGCUUUGAUUCUGGUGAUGAUUUGCCGGGCAUGGAUGACAGUCCAAGACCAAAACCUUCCAGCAUAUCYAAACAGAGUUCAACAAAAGCUCCUCCAAAGGAGAAAACUAAAAAGAUUGAAAACGAUUUGUUUGGUGAUGAUGAUGAUGGCUUACUUGGUCUAGAUGAAGGAAAACAGUCACCACGGUUAGCUGUUUCAAAACAGACAACCCCUUCACGGUUUGAUGAACUUCUUGGUGGCAAAAAGGAUCAAAGUGAAGCAACAAAAACCCAAAAACCCAAGACGUUAGAUGACUUCCUAUCAAACAUCAGCUCCUCUAAAUCCCCAAGCACGCCAAGUGCCUCCAAAAAAGCCCCACCUCCGAAAGAUGAUGACUUCUUGUUUGGUGACUACACACCCUCAGCWGUGACAAGCACUGGACAUGGAAGGCCAAGACCUGAUACAGCACCAGGGUCAAGAAGAACUGUUCGAUUUGCUGAUGAUCUUGGAUUAAGUGACGAACUGUUUGGAGCWGAAGAAAGACCAGCUACAGCUCCAAAUAUKAGAAACGAUGGACCACAACGAAGACGGAGAGGAAUGGAUGAAAACACGAAACAAGGAGGAGCGUCUGUUGAGAACGAUUCAAUUAAAAAAGAGCAAGAAAAGAAGAGUCCAGUUUCCCCUAGUGARAGUGGUGGUGGCGGUGCAGAUUGGCUUGGCCUUGGUAGUGAUGACACUGGACUUGAACUCGAACUACCAACUUAUAAACCUCCAAMACCUUCCAGAAAUACAGGACGAAGAACUGAGCCGCAUCGCUCUGUUUCUCCACAGCAGCCCGCCAGCCCAUUAUCACCAAGGAAACCACAAGCAGAUGCUGAUGGUGACGAUUUCCUCAAAAUGCUUGGAAUUGCGACCGAUGACAAGCCGGCAUCGCAACUAAAUGAGUCAUCUUUUGAUGGAGSCACACGCAGAGGGCGGAGAUGGCGAGACAAGUCCCCAGAGAAGAGCCAAGAGACUCCUGAAUUACAAUCUCGUGAUGUUUCACGAACAUUUCAGGGAUCRCCAGCUGAACCUGACUUGAAAGAUGACAAGGAAACGUCACGUCCUUUUAUCGAAGGMWUGAAAAUUCAACAGACWUCUCGUUCACAAGGAGAAAUAAAACAAACCAGAGAUGUASAACAACARMAAAGAGAGCAGACAACGCGUUUACAGGCAGAAAGAAACCAAAAAGAAGCAAUACAACCUUUGAAACAGCAAACGGAUACUUCUGCAAAGCCCGCUGUAAGCCAUACACCAGAACAAGUCAWUACUCCGGCAACUCCAUCCCAACUACAGAAUCUCCCUUCAGGAGGAACUCCCCAACUACACAAGGACUUGACAGCACAGACAUUCAGCUCAGCAGUCGUACCGCAAAGUCACGUAUAUCAAUCUACUCCGUUGAAUUCAAACCAAACGUUUGAGCAGAAAGCACAGUUAGAGGGCGAGAUACAAAGUCUCAUGAGAAAACUUUACGACAUGGAAAGUAAUGCCCAGAAACAAGAACUUGAUUCAACGGCAUAUUUAGCACAACUAGAGGCCAAAGUACGUCGGUUACAGCUUGAAAAUGAUCAUMUGCAGAGCAGUCUUGAAGCACUAAAACACCGCCAUCAGACAGAAACUUCUAAUCUAGAAACAUCCCAUAAGGGUCAUAUAAAAACAUUGGAAGAAUCUUACCAUCUUCGUGAAUCACGCAUAAAAGAAGAGACAGAGCUACAAGCCGCUCAUUACAAUGAUAGAAUACGCGCACUGGAGGACGAGAAAACAGCCAUGAAGUCUUCACACGCUCGUAAAGUACAAGCACUGGACUCAUCGCACGCUGCUGAAGUAAAAAGAAUCAAAGAACUUCAUCACCAAGCGAUUGAAGAACUCAGAAGUGAAAAUGAGGAGGAAAUUCAACGUCUGAGAAGACUGAAAGAGCAAGAGGUUAGUGCUGUCUCCAGUGCGCAUGGUCACACCAAAUCGCUCCAGUCCCUUAUGCAACAAGUUUUGAACUCAACCAAAGACGUCAAUGAUAUGAAAUCUCAUAUCGAGGCUACUCAUAAAUCAAGUUUAACCGAGAGGGAACUKGUAGCUAAAGCACGUGACGAGUACUUGACUCAGCUUCAGGACAGAUUGGUAAAACAGCAAGCUGAGAAUGACGAGGAGCGCACUAGGCUACAAGGUUUGAUAGCAAAAAUGGAGAUUAAUAUCAGAGAGCAGAACMGACAAGUUGAUCAAGAGAAAUGGAGACUAAUUCAGGAUGAUGCGCGAAUCAAAUCAUUACAGGCAUCCGUAGAAGAGGAGCGACGRAUUACCAUGGAACAACUUGCSUCUGACAGAGCCGACGURCAGCGCGCUCGAGAUGAACUACUGCGAGAGCAAAAGAGAGUCACUACUGAACUACAAGAAGAACGACGAUCUCUUGCAAUGGAGAGAGCGCAGUUAUCYUCAACWCACAGRGAAAUCAUCACUAGACAAAAACACAAAUCUGAUAGUGCUUUACAGGCCGAAGCAGAGUUGGAAGUGACUACAUCUAAAGUAAGGCAAGAUUCCGCUGCCCUAGAURCACGUCAGGCUCACUUAAAGAAAGAAGAAGGGAAACUUGCACGAGAUAAGCGUGAGUUUGAACAACACGUUGAAACGUUUGAAAAAGAAAAGGACAGAAUCGGCAAACUAAGUUUAGAGGUGCAACGACGGUCCGAGGAGAUUGGUGAACUAUGUGCAGAAGGAGCKAGAGCACGUGAAGAAGGCGAAGAAGCCUUGCUUCAAGCACAGAGACUGCGUCAAGAGACUGAGGACGAAAGAGCUGAGCUUGAAAACCGUCUUAUUAUUUUACGAGAAAAAGAAAAACAGAUAGCAGAGGAUCGYGUGUCCCUUGCUCAUGAAAGACGCUUGCUAGAAAUGGACAGACGCAAUGGUAGAUGUCGACAAUGUGAAGUUAAACAGUACAUCGACUUACCAGCGAUGAGUCCUCCUCCGGUUCUCACCACAGCAGAUUUAAAUGGCUCCAUGGCUCCUCAACCACGGACACCUGAUCUUCUACUCAACAGUCUGGAGUUGAAACGCAAUUUUAGGAAAUGGGACAGCGACAAAGAGAAGGACGAGGAAUUCUUGGAACAAGAGUCAARAUUUCUAAGUGGAUUACGAAAACUUCGUGUCGAUACGACGCAAAGAUCAAGCCCAUCGAUGUAGCCAGCCUGAGAACAGGCUCAYCGCGGGGUAGGGKAGGGGGRUAGAGGGCCUGAGAACAGGCCAAAUUGUAACAUAAAGAACUAUACCUUACAAAAUGUAGAACAUAUGUUCAGACAGAAAGCGAGUUCUAUUUAUAUUUAUAYAAGCUUUGUGUAUAGUAAUAAAAGAUUCAUUUUAAAGCAUAAUCUUUACAGAUUACCCAUAAUAACGGAUUUUGGCUUUAGAGUGUCGACUACUUUAGAGUAUUACCUAGUUGCUACAAUUCAACAACAUUAUCCUCCGCUCUCUUUGAUGGAGAGUCGACGUGAAGCGAUAGUGCCCGGCGCGGAGGCGUACUAUCAGUCCAUAGAGCCCGCCGCUUCCGAAAAUUUUGUUUUUGGGAAAUAAAAACAAUAGAGCAGUUGAAAUCUCGGACAUUUUGCUGCGAUAGUUGCCCUUGGAAACUGGAUGUUUCUCAACUGACUUCAUAGUCGCCUUCGAAAUCGGAAAAUAUAGUUCCGCGUGCAACUAUCGCAGCAUAAUGGCCUCGAUUCAACUACUCCAUUGUUAAAAAAGCACUUUCUAGUAUCAGUAAUAAACCAAUAUAGACGCACUCGCCUAGGCGUCGUAACGUUUUGAAGUGGAACUCAAUUAACUUGUAGGAUGCGCUUGGUAGAUUAUCAAUGCAGUGCUGGUCGUUUUAUCAUAAUUUACCGGAAAUUGCUCCACUCCUGCAACUAUCUGCUCCUGAUUAGCAGACCACAAAGGGUGUGGCUCAUGGAAUAUUCCCCACCUCAAMCAUGAUGUUGUUUCUAACUAUUAUCAUAUUAUUACCAUGCGGCCCACACUGGGAGUGUUGUGGGAGUGUUGUGAAUUUCCACUAUACUAAUGAGGUACUAACUUGACUAACAUGGAAGUUUCCUUUUAUUUUUGUCGCAGGCCUGUUGAGGGCC
Messenger RNA from Exaiptasia diaphana, 4516 nucleotides. Its product is annotated as fas-binding factor 1. Gene Ontology annotation, biological process: cilium assembly; establishment of epithelial cell polarity. Gene Ontology annotation, cellular component: ciliary basal body; centriole; ciliary transition fiber. NCBI's taxonomy places the organism in Eukaryota, Metazoa, Cnidaria, Anthozoa, Actiniaria, Aiptasiidae. The transcript has 19 exons. The record is from RefSeq and is a predicted model, not a curated record. The coding region runs from base 84 to 3584 and encodes 1166 amino acids.